GAAAACAUCUGAAAACAUCGGAAGAUGUGCUGCAAUGAAGGCUGAUAUCGUGCCAAGUCUCUCACCGAUGCCCUGUUGCGUGCGGCAUGAACAUGGUAUCGUCUUGGUACAUCUUCAUCCGGGGUACAUCCGAUAUGCAUGGGAAUAGUUUCUCCGUUGGAUCCUUGUAUAGGCUAUCAAAAGUGACAUCUAGGAUGGAUGAAUGGUGGGAUGGUCGUGUAUCUUACGACUGGUUCAAAUUCUUCCAUUGAAAGAGUACCAAUCAAGUACUGGGAUUUAUCUUCAAGGUGUACAAGCUCUGGGUGUUUGGUCGGCAAGUCAUUCACAUUUAGCAAAAAGGGAAUUGUUCAAGGACCUCAACUUGCUGUAGGGAUGAUUUGAUCUAAGUAGUGGAUAAUCUUCCUGUAUGAUUCUACACCUGGCACUCUCAUUCAAAUUGUUGCCUCCCAUCUUUAAAAAAGCAUAAUUGGCAAAUCAUUUGUCUCGAUGAAAAUUAUACUGCAGGUGCCAAGGUUUUCCAAAAUAGCAUAAGUUCACCGAAUCUGUCAAUCAUGUCUCCCUUUUCGAUUGAAAGAAUUAAGUUGCCGUUUUGGAAAUUGGAGACUACUUUCAAGAGUACUACAAGAUGUGGCUGCAAAAUUCUCGUUCUUUGCUGGCCGUUCUGUCCACAAGCAUCCUGCUUCCCUCAUCAGUCCUGGGAAUCAAUUCUACUUCACCCACUGUGACCGUCACCAAUGGUUCAUAUAUUGGAAAAUAUGUUCCUGAAUGGCAGCAAGACCAGUUUCUGGGGAUACCCUAUGCUAUUCCACCCUUGGGAGACCUCAGAUUUGCUAGACCAAAGUCCUUGAACACUUCGUUCACUGGAUAUCGUGAUGCAACACAUUAUGGUCAUAGUUGUUACCAAUAUGGCACAAAGUUCAAUCUUUCUGAGGACUGUCUCACUCUCAAUGUGAUAAGGCCAGCGGGGACCACACCUGACAGUAAUUUGCCUGUCUUGAUUUGGAUAUUUGGCGGUGGAUUCUAUACUGGAGCGACAGCAGAUCCCCAGUACAAUCUUUCUGGUAUCACGCAUGUCGGACAGCAAACUGGGCAACCUAUUAUUACAGUAUCUAUGGACUAUCGCCUUGGAGUGUGGGGCUUUCUCCAAACACCUCAAGUCCUUGCUGAAGGAAGCUCUAAUGCUGGGCUACUUGAUCAAAGAUUGGCAUUGAGAUGGAUAAAGGAGAACAUCGCAUCUUUUGGCGGAAACCCGGAAAAGAUUACGGUCUGGGGAGAAUCCGCUGGCGGUCAAAGCAUUAGUUAUCACUUGUACUCUUACGACGGCAGAGAUGACAACCUAUUUCAAGCAGCAAUAAUCGAAUCUGGAAGUCCUACUGGGGCUAGUCUGAAUCCUCUCGGUUAUUAUACGGUGCCAACCGAAAAUCUAACUCGAGCCACCGGCUGUUGGACAUCAACAGACAAACUCGCUUGUUUACGAAGUCUGACUUCAGAUCAGCUAUGGAAAGCCCAAGUCAGCCAACAAUGGAAUCCCAUGGUCGAUGGAGAUUUUCUAACUGACUACCCCAGUAGUCUCACGCCUCAAGGAAAGUUUAUCAAAGUCCCUCUCCUAAUUGGAGCGAACAGCGACGAAGGAGCUAGUUUCGGUGUUUCCGGAUUAGAUAACGAGACAGCUAUCUUCAACAAUCUACUCGUCUACCGGGCUUCGAACGCGUAUGCUCUAUCACCCCCAACUGCUAGAAAGUUGCUUGAGCUGUAUCCUAAUGACCCUGCAAAUGAACCUCCAUACUACAUUACCAAUGCGACAAUCUUCCCGUCCAAGGGGUUACAAUGGAGACGUAGUGCCGCUAUCGCAGGAGAUCUAGUUAUGAUAUCCGGUCGUCGAAAGCUGUGUGAAGUCUAUGCCGCGGCUUCUCAAUCAGUAUAUAGCUAUCGCUUCGAUACAUUUCUCUGGAAUGCUGCGGUCACCGAUGGCGUAAAGCAUUUCGUAAAUGUCGUCUUUUCCUUUCAAAAUAUCUCCGGCGCUCUGGGUCCCCUCCCCCAAUACCAGUCCUAUCUCGAUUUAUCACAAAAUAUUGGCAAAGCCUAUAUUUCAUUUGUGAACUAUCAUGACCCAAACGCUCUUUCCAAUAGCUCGUUAUCCACGAUCUCAAACAGUACGUCAACUACUGGCACAAACCUUCCACAUUGGCCACUUUAUAAUAAAGAUACGCCAAAAAAUAUGGUUCUAAACAGCAACAAGACAUUUGUAGAGGAUGACACAUGGAGAAAGGAGGGGAUCGACUUUAUCAACUGGGGUGGUGUGGAUAGAGAGUUGUGGUCUUGAAGAUGCAUGAGGAUGAAAGUAAAGUCAGUGGGAGGGUAGAGGAAUCAAGAGAAAAUACGAGCGAAAUGAAAGAGAGGAUUUGAGAUCAGCAUUUCAAGGCUUAGAUGAAUUAGGAAAUAAUGGAAAUUUAUGAUAACGAGAUAGGGUUAAUGGAAAUUAUUCGCGAGAUCGAGGACUA
Molecule: messenger RNA, 2501 nt
Organism: Botrytis cinerea B05.10
Lineage: Eukaryota; Fungi; Ascomycota; Leotiomycetes; Helotiales; Sclerotiniaceae
Exons: 11
Coding region: 626-2323 (565 amino acids)
Source: RefSeq, a predicted model, not a curated record